AUGAUCAUCUCACGAGUUGCCGGCCUGCUGGGCCUGCUAUCCGGAGCACUUGGAUACAAGGCUCUCUCGGACGACGGGCUCCGCAACAUCGCCGACCCGGCAAACGACUUUGACAUCAAACAAGGUGCCCUGCUGGCUCCUAUAUUGCAGCCGCGUGUUCCUGGCACUCCGGGUUCGACUGCCGUCCUCAACCACUUUGUCGACUUCUUUCGGAAGGAGCUACCCGCGUGGGACUUGACCUUCCAGAACUCUUCGUCGAGGACACCCAUCUCUGGCAACGACGAGACUCCCUUUGUCAACCUCAUCGCCACUAGAGACCCUCCAUGGGCAGACCAAGGACAUGUUGGAAGACUCGCCUUGGUCGCCCACUAUGACAGCAAGAUCGAUCCACCAGGCUUCAUCGGGGCUAUCGACAGCGCCGCCCCAUGCGCUAUGUUGAUGCACGCCGCCAGGAGUCUCGACGAUGCUUUGACCAGAAAGUGGGCUGCUAUCGAGGCUGAAGGCGAGAGCGAGUUGGAAGAAGCGAGCGGUAUACAAAUCAUCCUGCUGGAUGGGGAGGAGGCCUUCAAAGUCUGGACCCAUGAUGACUCCAUCUAUGGCGCAAGAUCUCUAGCAGAAGAAUGGGAGCAGACGAUGCACCCUGCCACUUCCAUCUAUCGCACUCCGCUAGACGCCAUCGACCUCUUCGUGCUACUCGAUUUAUUAGGCUCUGCAAACCCUACUGUUCCAUCCUUCUUCCGAACCACCCACUGGGCCUACUCGAACAUGGCAAACGCCGAAGCAAGGUUGCGUUCCUUGAAACAACUGCAAACCACACCCGCCAGUCCCUUCCUUCGAGAAGCGAACAAGAAAGAGUCCGACAGGUGGCUCGGCGGUGCUAUCGAGGAUGACCACCUACCUUUUCAAGCCAGAGGCGUCGAUAUCCUCCACAUGAUCCCUGCACCUUUCCCAGCAGUCUGGCAUACAAUCGCUGACGAUGGAGAACAUCUCGAUAUACCCACCGUCAAAGAUUGGGCCAAAAUCGUCACGGCCUUUGCUGCCGAGUGGAUGGAAUUAGAUGGCUAUCUGCUUCCUCCUAAGAAGAGAAGCCCACUGCCGCAAGCGGACAGGAUUGACAGGACCGAGUUGUGA
This is a messenger RNA of Aureobasidium uvarum, 1131 nucleotides long. The record is from the annotation of a GenBank genome assembly. Lineage: Eukaryota; Fungi; Ascomycota; Dothideomycetes; Dothideales; Saccotheciaceae.